Messenger RNA from Mauremys mutica (yellowpond turtle), 5893 nucleotides. It is a transcript of the gene BICD1, whose product is annotated as BICD cargo adaptor 1. Gene Ontology annotation, biological process: microtubule anchoring at microtubule organizing center; protein localization to organelle; positive regulation of receptor-mediated endocytosis. Gene Ontology annotation, molecular function: dynein intermediate chain binding; dynactin binding; dynein complex binding. Lineage: Eukaryota; Metazoa; Chordata; Testudines; Geoemydidae. Bases 415 to 3321 code for a protein of 968 amino acids. The transcript is spliced from 11 exons. The record is from RefSeq and is a predicted model, not a curated record. Gene Ontology annotation, cellular component: Golgi apparatus; cytosol.
CAGCAGACAGACUGCAUCAUUUUUUGCACAGGCUGCAGCAGCAGCGGGGAGAGAGGGAGCAGGUGGAGAGUUCAGAGACUGCAGUGAAGCUGCCCUCGAGACAUGGCGGAUCAGUGCCUGUGAAUAAGCAAAAAAUCCCCAAGCUGCCUCCCCUCCGAGCCCCGGUUCGCUGGGCUGCUGCUGACAGGCCAAGGAGAAAGGAGAGAAGCGGCCAGAGGACAAAUGGUGCGGCAGCCUUUUCUUUGAUUUCCUCCCCUUCUUCUCCAUGUUGCAUCUCUCGUCAGUGCUUUAGUCAGUGUUGCUGCUGCUGCUAGCAGGAGCAUCCAGGGACAGUGCCAUCCAUCCCUCCCUCCCUCCCUUCCCCCCACCCCCUCUCCAUCUAUCUGUCCAUCCAUCUAUCCAUCCACAAGGGCUAUGGCUGCAGAAGAGGGCUUGCAGACAGUGGAUCACUAUAAGGCUGAGAUCGAAAGGCUGACUAAGGAGCUCACCGAAACAACCCACGAAAAGAUCCAGGCAGCUGAAUAUGGGCUGGUGGUGCUGGAGGAAAAACUCACCCUGAAGCAGCAAUAUGACGAGCUGGAGGCUGACUACGAUUGCCUUAAACAGGAGCUGGAGCAGCUGAGAGAGGCAUUUGGACAAUCAUUCUCAAUCCACCGCAAAGUGGCCGAAGAUGGUGAAACACGUGAAGAGACUCUCCUGCAGGAGUCUGCAUCAAAGGAAGCUUAUUACCUAGGGAAGAUUUUGGAGAUGCAAAAUGAGCUGAAACAGAGCAGGGCAGUGGUCACCAAGGUUCAAGCAGAGAAUGAGAGGCUCACUGCUAUCGUCCAUGACCUGAAAGAGAAUAACGAAAUGGCAGAGCUGCAGAGAAUACGGAUGAAAGACGAAAUUCGAGAAUACAAGUUCCGAGAGGCAAGACUUCUUCAGGAUUACACAGAGCUUGAAGAAGAAAAUAUCACUUUGCAAAAACUGGUGUCCACACUGAAACAGAACCAAGUUGAAUAUGAAGGUUUAAAGCAUGAGAUUAAACGAUUUGAGGAGGAGACAGUAUUGCUUAAUAGCCAGCUAGAAGAUGCCAUCCGAUUGAAGGAGAUUGCCGAACAUCAACUGGAGGAAGCCCUGGAGACUUUAAAAAAUGAAAGGGAGCAAAAGAACAAUCUGAGGAAGGAACUCUCCCAGUAUAUCAACCUCAAUGAUAGUAUGUACAGUAAUCACAUUAAUAUAUCGGUAGAUGGAUUAAAGUUUGCAGAGGAUGGGAGCGAACCUAAUAAUGAUGACAAAAUGAACGGGCACAUCCAUGGGCCUCUUGUGAAACUGAAUGGAGAUUACCGGACUCCCGCAGUUAGGAAAGGAGAAUCUCUGCACCCAGUCUCUGAUCUCUUCAGUGAGCUCAACAUAUCGGAAAUGCAGAAAUUGAAGCAGCAACUUGUGCAGGUGGAGAGAGAAAAGGCUAUUCUCCUGGCCAACCUUCAGGAGUCCCAAACGCAGCUAGAACACACAAAGGGAGCCCUGACUGAGCAACAUGAGCGGGUCCACAGGCUCACAGAGCACGUCAACGCCAUGAGGGGACUGCAGAGCAACAAGGAGCUGAAAGUAGAGCUGGACUGUGAGAAGGGCCGAGACUCCAGCGAGGAAACUCAUGACUAUGAAGUAGACAUCAAUGGCCUGGAGAUCCUAGAGUGUAAAUACAAAGUGGCCGUGACAGAAGUGAUUGACCUUAAAGCUGAGAUAAAGGCCUUAAAGGAGAAAUACAAUAAAUGUGUGGAAACAUACACCGAAGAAAAGGCGAAGUAUGAGAGCAGGAUCCAGAGGUAUGAUGAGCAGGUGACGAACCUGGAAAAAUCAACUAAGGAAAGUUACGAGAAAAUGGUUCACAUAGAAAAAGAGUUGCAAAGGAUGACAAGCGUAGCGAAUGAAAACCAUAAUACCCUCAACACAGCCCAGGAUGAGCUGGUGACAUUUAGUGAAGAGCUGGCUCAGCUCUAUCACCAUGUAUGUUUGUGUAAUAAUGAAACUCCCAAUAGGGUCAUGUUGGACUAUUACAGGCAAAGUAGAGUCACUCGUAGUGGGAGCCUGAAGGGACCUGAUGAUCCUAGGGGGCUCCUGUCUCCACGGCUCACCAGAAGAGGAACGGCAUCCCCGGUAGAAGCCAGGACCCCAACUGAGCAUGUUUCGAAAGAGAGCAUAGAGGCUGGCAAAGAACAAAGUCCAACCAAGACACCUACGAUUUCUCCUGUCAUCACGGCCCCUCCUUCCUCUCCAGUCUCUGACACCAGUGACAUACGCAAAGAGCCAAUGAACAUCUACAACCUAAAUGCAAUAAUACGGGACCAAAUCAAGCACCUGCAGAAGGCUGUAGAUCGGUCACUGCAGCUGUCACGCCAGCGUGCGGCAGCACGUGAAUUGGUGCCCAUGAUUGAUAAGGACAAGGAGGCCUUAAUGGAAGAGAUACUGAAACUGAAGUCCCUGCUGAGUACAAAACGGGAGCAGAUAGCAACCCUGAGGGCAGUGUUGAAAGCCAACAAACAGACAGCUGAAGUGGCACUGGCCAAUCUGAAGAAUAAAUAUGAGAAUGAAAAAUCAAUGGUGACUGAAACCAUGACCAAACUGCGAAAUGAAUUAAAGGCUUUGAAAGAAGAUGCAGCAACCUUCUCAUCCUUGAGAGCAAUGUUUGCAACCAGAGGAGAACUGGAGAAGGGAGAUACAAGAUCUGUCGGAUCCCAGUGUGAUGAGUAUGUCACACAGUUGGACGAGAUGCAAAGGCAGUUGGCAGCUGCAGAGGAUGAGAAGAAGACCUUAAACUCUCUAUUGCGGAUGGCUAUCCAGCAAAAACUUGCCCUCACCCAGCGAUUGGAGGAUUUAGAGUUCGAUCAUGAGCAGUCCCGACGCAGCAAAGGCAAGCUUGGAAAGAGCAAGGACAGCCGCUCUAAAGUAAGUGAGGAAGCAUCAGCCACCGUGCCAACCAUAGACACUUUCCUCCUGCAUAGUCAGGGCCCACAGCAACCAAACUUACUGGUCAGCAGUGGCACUCAGAGGAAAAGACUAUUCUCACCUUCCCCUUGUGAUCAGAGCCAUCCCAGGACUUCAGGGACCUACCUACAGAAUAUAUUAAGAGCCCCCCUUGAUCCCACCUCCACAGAAUCAUUUCUUCUGAGGGGCCCCCCUUCCAUGAGUGAACUCAUCCAUGAGUACCGUCUCAGCAAGGAAAAAAGGUUAACCGUGGCCAUACCAGUUUCUUGUAGAUUAUCAGCAGCCUGCUGCCUCCAUACCACUACGCAGCUCACAACUAGCCAGGGGGCCAGACUGCCAGACUGUCAGUCCUAAUGUAGCCCUUCCAGAAGAGCAGCCACAUUCCAGCUCUCAGUGUGCCCCUCUCAACUGUCUCUCCAAGCCUCCUCCUUAUUCCUAAUCUUCAGAUGCAACAUAAGAGAAAAAACAAACAAACAAACGGGAGUGGAGCUCACACAACAAAGGUAUAAGUUGCUCCCAAGGAUUCAGUAGACAAUCCUGCCUUGUUGCUGCAUUGAUAACUCUGGAUUCAUAUCCAAUGUUUUGGCAACCAAGUGUUGGUUGAGAAGAAGAACACAAAGCACAGAGCCCUGCCUGUCAAGAAGACUUUUUAUGGUUCCUCUAAUUAUAUUCAAACUUUGCUAUCACACCUGAAGUUUAGUGAAAUUUGAUAAAGUGAGAAAAUGUUCCUCCCAGCUGCUUGGCUUUACCUCUGAAAUAUUGAGAGACUUAAGCCAAUAUUUAAAAAAAAAAAAAGUUACAAAAUCCUAUUUUCACAUCCUCUACGUUCAGCCAUACGAACCAGUUCCGAUUUUCUUUUCUGUCAUUAAGAGUGUGAUAUUUAUUUUUACUUUAUUUGCACCAUAAUUUUGUGUUUAUAAAAUGUGGUCCUGGUUUUUGGAUUUUGUUUUGUUUUGUUUCUCUUUUUGGUGAGAGUUGUAUUUAAUUUAUUUUAUUUUUAAAAGACAACCAGAAAUAGCUUAAGUUAAGAAUGAUUGAGUUGGUAUUUAAAAAAAAAUGAUGAUUGUUAUCUUGGCCAGAGAGUAUGGCCUAUUUUUUUUAUUGCACAAAAACAUUGAAAAUGGGGUGAAUUGGAAUGUUAACAGUGACUUUGUAUUUUGCUGCUGCACUGAUAUUGUUUAUGCACUUGUUUUCUAAUUUCUAUUACACUAGCUGCUGGUUUUGUUCUAGGUCUUCACUGGAAGCUAAUUAUUAAACCUAAGAAGGAGAUUAAAGAAUGAUGCUUUGAUUUUCAUUCAGUUAUUUGCUUACAUUUUAAGUAUAUUUUUGCAUUUCAGACAAGUAGAUGAAUUGGUGCUUUUUCUGGGGGGUGUGGGGAGGGUUCUGUCUGGUAUCUGAGAAAGAAAAGCUAAAACAACGUGAAAUAAAUUGUUGUGUGUUAAUUAAAAUCUUCCGGUUUUGUUCCUGCUCCCAAAUUGAGGGUACUUGUUUGAGGCCUUACCAGUGAAAGGAUAAAGAGUAAGAAUGGUGAGGUUAUAUACAUUUAGCAUGAGAUUUUCUAUGGUGAAAUACCUCAUGCAUGUAGGGUUAAUGGCUUGGAUUGAAAUUGGCAGGAUUUUACUGUAGUGCAUUUUUUCCCUUGCCAAAUAUUAACAAAUACAGAACCUUAGCUCAUUGUCAGUUUAUGACAAAUACUCAGGUGACCUAUGGUGCACAGUGUUCCUAGUUCAAGAAUCUCUCCUCUAAAGGCUGGAUAAAGCUGUGUUGCAGAGUAGUGGAUUUUCACAGCAAAAUGAAGGAUAGCUGAAUUUAUUUUGCACAGAAUCUGACAGCAAGGCGAGUAGCUAAAUAAACUGUGGUGUCUUAGCACCUUUGGGCUUCUUAUCUGAUCAUCAAGAUGGAAAAAUACAAGUACUGCCCAGUCGUUGCUAAUUAGCAUACUCCUUGCUCUUGGUCAGUGGCCUUAAUUUAUUUAAAGAAGACAGGCGUUGAUAUUUCCAUGUUUCUGUCUGUUCCUUCUCUGCGGGGUUAAUAUGAUCCACAAGAGGGAAAUACAAAUACAGCUUACUAUUUGCAGCAAUUAAAAAAGAAAAAUUGGUGCAGAUAUAGUUGGAAUAAUUCAAUAUAACUGAAUUUGAGGAAAUAAACACAGUCCUCCAAUACUAACAGUGCUUACCAAAUGUAAUAACGUACAGUAUAUAGGUGGAGGAAAAAAUCAGUGGCCAAUCAGUGUGCCUAACAAUCAUUACCAUAGUACCAGUAAUGAAGGUGCUGUAAAUAGAAGUAUUCUAAUGUAAUCAACAAUGUACACUAUAUAACCUUGUCAGAGCCAUUGAGCUAAUAUAACAAAACGUGUAGAAUCGGAGGUGGAGAAAAAUAGAAACAAAUUCAUGUAAAAGUCUAAUCAUACCAACCUAACAACUCUUUGCAUUGUUUCUAUAUACGUUUCCAAGAUGUUCACUUCUUGUACUGCAUUCACAUAACUAUUUAGUGCCAUACAUAACCUACUCUUCUAACAGAAAAGUCUGAUAAAACUUGUUUAGCAUUAUCAUGCUGUUUUGGCACUAAGAUUAGCUGCUAUGUAGAUUUUUAUUAAAGAACUGUUUUGUCUGGGCAAAUGCUGCCUUUAAAAAGCACCUCGGAAUACCUGACAAUGUUAGAUCAGUGUAUUAUUAUUCCUCAGUGGUAGCAUCUGUGUCCAACAAAGAUAGCUACUGCAUAUCAGUUAAGUGAGAAAAGAAUUAGUAUUGCCACAUUGUAUACAGUUGCUGUAAACUGUAUUUAGAAUAUUAUCUCCUGUUUUCAUAUCCAAACCAGACAUCUGUUGAAACUACAAAGAACAUUUCUUUCCCUCUAAUUUAAAAACAAAUUCUAAAAAAUCCUAUAUGGUUUAGUUUCUUUUUAUAUAGAUAUGAAUCUGUGGAGA